GAGAACUUCGAGAUGACGCCUAGCUUCGGAGCUUUGGUGACCUACGAGGAUGCCAAGACCUUCCUGGUCCCUACAGUGGCCCUACAGGAGAACCUGCAGAUGGAAUGGGAACCUAUCUUCAAGGUGGACUUAAGGAUGAAAGGCAUGGUGCUCCUGAUGAUGUACACGCAAACAUCGGCUUUGGAUGCAGCUCAAGCCACAAACCUUCUUGGUAGAAUCAUGGAGCUCUCAACAGCAGCAACUACGGCGGCUACAACGGCCAAUCAGAUGCUGGAGGCUUUCAACUCUGGUGGAGGCAAAGGGGCACCUAGGUACUCCGACCUGAUGAAGGACGUUGAGCAGCUGGAAACAAUGACAGAGAUGGCCACUUUGGAGGCACCUGUGCAGGAGUUGGCCAUGAAACUGUACUCCAUCUUGUCCUCGCACUUGCAAGGACCUGCCUUGCAGAUUGUGAGGGCCCAUUCUUCUCAGAGGCCGAGGGCAUUGGCCAUUGGACAGGCCAUCAUGCAACAUCCAACCUUCCCUCAGCAGAGAUCUAUGUUGGAGAACUUGCUGCAGUUCGACAUGCUCUUGGACCAGUAUGAACUUGCAGCUGGACAUAGAGUGCCUGACGACCUCACUGUCAGUACGGUCUUGCGCUGCUUGGGUAGUGCCACACGCAGGCACUUGGAGAGGAUCAUGGACGAGGGGAUGGACUAUGCUGCCCUGAAGGACAAGCUCAUCCUCUUGGAUAAGAGCACAAAAGCCUGGUCAAGUGACAACUUCCUCAGAAACCUUCAGGUCUCCAACCUCUUCUGCCUAUCAAGGUCUGGAGGAAAUCAGAAAGGUGGAUACAAGGGCAAAUCGAAACAGAAGGGCAAGAAAGGUGUCAAUGAGGAGGACGAGCUCUUCCACGUUCGAGCUGUCCCAGCUGCUGGUCAAUUGGUUGUUCUGGAUUCUCGAGCUGACAUCAGCCUCUUGCCCUACCACACGAGUGGAUGUGGUACUUCACGACCUGGUGGACGUACCAUCUUGGAAGAUGCCCAAGGAUUACACAGGGAAAAUGUGGAGUUUUGCAAUCAACACUACGUCUCUGUCUCUGACUAUGUGGAUUCAGAGAUUGAGGAGUGCAACAAGCCCACUUUUGUCCUCACGAACUCAAGGUUUUGUAUGGAGAUGGCUGAGCACUACAAGCUUGAGGAGGUUGAUAAAGUUGAUCCACAUGGAGCUGGUGGUGAAUCUGCCCCUGUUUUUGAGUGGCAGUUCGAGAACAAGGACACCUUGGUGGUGAACGAUGAACCUCUGAAGAUGGACAGCAGCAUUGGUUUUCUGCGCGCAGCUGCUGAAUACCUAGGGGUUUCAAAGAAUGGCAACAAGCAGAAAGUCCAGACCUUGGAACACGAACAGCUCUUCCUUGACUCCAACCGUUUGUACAAGGAUGAACAGUGGAAACAAGGUCUUGGGGGACAAUCAAUUCCCAGGACACCUUCAGAAGAGGUGGCAUUGCACGAGUUGUCGCAAGUGCCCUACCGAGAUUGGGGCCUUCAUUGCGUGAGUUGCAAGGACAACCAAGAUCCACAAAGGCCUGUUGAAUUUUCGGGUCUGGAGAAUUUCACUUUCUUGUUUGAAACUUUUGAGUACGUUCGAAUCUUUCCAUUCUUCUGUAACCGUAAGGCCCGUAAGGAGAUAAAGGACGCACUGCAAGUUGAACGAGCCAUCCAGACAGUGGUACUGGUCUUGCAUGGACAAGGACCCAACACCAAAGCUGGUCCUCAAUGGGUUCCUGGAGUUUGGCUGACCAAGACCCAUGGCGAUGAUCUACAUGUGGUGGCAACGCCUGAAGGUUUGCUGAAGGGUAAAGCCAUCAGAAGGCUUAUACAGACCCGUGGAGACCUGCGUGGUUGCUCAUGGUUCAGGAGAAGCCCUUCCAGAAGUUCACCAGGACCUCCCACUCCAAAACCUGUGGUGGAACGACAAGAGAAGCUUCCUGAAGAAGCCAUUGACUAUGACGCCAGGGAUGUGAUUGACUAUGCCAGGACACAUCCACCGAGUCCUGUGAGUGACGCUGGAAUGCCUGAAGCCGAGGAGACCAAUCGAAGUCAUGGAGGAGAAUGUUUUUCACCUCACAAGUCAACCAAGUUGGAUGUGGCUGCAACUGGUGGAGAAAAGGCUGCUUUGGAUGACAGCAAUGUCAGAGAACCGGAAACAAAGGUUCCAAAGACAAUCCCUGAAGGCAGCCUCUCUUCGUCUUCAAGUCGCCUUUUUGCCCUUCACUAUGCUGGCAACAUUCAACAUGUCAUGGAGGUUGGAGAGGUGGACGAUGAACAAUGGGAAGAAGAUAUAGCUGGAUACCUUGAGCCUGAUUGGGUAGCUCUUGGUGAUGGUGAUGGAGAUGAUGAUCAAGUUGAUGAAGGUCGAUCCCCUGAAGUUGACCCUGAUGAGCUGGCGCAAUUGGAUGAGGCAGCUGGCUUUGAGGAGAUCGCGAGACUCUUGGAGAUGAAGGUGAUCGAGGAACCAUCUGUGGAAGACCUUGAACAAGCCGUGGUUCUUUGCACGAGGAGUGUCAUGGACUGGCGCUUCAGAAAUCAGAAGUGGCAACGACGAUGCAGGUAUGUUGCCCGAGAAUUUCGAGCUGGAGACAAAAGGUCAGCAGCAACCUUUGCACCCACUUCAGGUGCUGGUGCCCAGUUGGUUCUGGUGGCUGUUGCUUUCAAUG
This is a messenger RNA of Cladocopium goreaui, 2695 nucleotides long. The record is from the annotation of a GenBank genome assembly. NCBI's taxonomy places the organism in Eukaryota, Dinophyceae, Suessiales, Symbiodiniaceae.